Messenger RNA from Dama dama (fallow deer), 4888 nucleotides. It is a transcript of the gene TNPO2, whose product is annotated as transportin 2. The coding region runs from base 208 to 2901 and encodes 897 amino acids. The record is from RefSeq and is a predicted model, not a curated record. The transcript is spliced from 25 exons. Gene Ontology annotation, cellular component: cytoplasm; nucleus. Gene Ontology annotation, biological process: protein import into nucleus. Gene Ontology annotation, molecular function: nuclear import signal receptor activity; small GTPase binding. NCBI's taxonomy places the organism in Eukaryota, Metazoa, Chordata, Mammalia, Artiodactyla, Cervidae.
CCCGGUUGAAAAGUUGGGGGCGGCCGUUUUGGGCCCUGAUAGGGAGGGGCGUGAGACUUCGACCUAAAAGGCUGUGCUGGCUCUGACUUUGAGGCGUAGCUGGGUGCAGUUGGGGGAAAUGCCCCGGCGGGUAUUUGGCCAGGCCUAACUGGGGGGAGCUGCAGGGCUCGGACGAAGACGUUUUCCGGCUUGAGUUCGCCUUGCGCCAUGGACUGGCAGCCAGACGAGCAAGGCCUCCAGCAGGUCCUUCAGUUGCUCAAAGACUCGCAGUCACCUAACACAGCCACGCAGCGCAUCGUGCAGGAUAAACUCAAACAACUGAACCAAUUUCCUGACUUCAACAACUACCUGAUAUUCGUCCUGACGAGACUCAAGUCGGAAGAUGAGCCGACUCGCUCUCUCAGUGGCCUCAUCCUCAAGAACAAUGUGAAGGCACAUUACCAGAGCUUUCCACCGCCUGUGGCCGACUUCAUCAAACAGGAAUGUCUCAACAACAUUGGCGACGCCUCCUCGCUCAUCCGGGCCACCAUAGGCAUUCUCAUCACCACCAUCGCUUCCAAGGGUGAGCUGCAGAUGUGGCCCGAGCUGCUGCCCCAGCUAUGCAACCUUCUCAACUCGGAGGAUUACAAUACCUGUGAGGGAGCCUUCGGAGCCUUACAGAAGAUCUGUGAGGACUCGUCCGAAUUGCUGGACAGCGAUGCCCUCAACAGGCCCCUCAACAUCAUGAUCCCCAAGUUCCUCCAGUUCUUCAAGCACUGUAGCCCCAAGAUCCGGUCCCAUGCCAUCGCCUGUGUGAAUCAGUUCAUCAUGGACCGGGCCCAGGCGCUGAUGGACAACAUUGACACCUUCAUUGAGCAUUUGUUCGCCCUGGCUGUGGACGAUGACCCUGAGGUGCGGAAGAAUGUGUGCCGUGCACUAGUGAUGCUGCUGGAAGUGCGGAUUGACAGGCUCAUCCCCCACAUGCACAGCAUCAUCCAGUACAUGCUGCAGAGGACCCAAGACCACGAUGAGAACGUGGCCCUCGAGGCCUGUGAGUUCUGGCUGACGCUGGCCGAGCAGCCCAUCUGCAAGGAAGUCCUGGCCUCCCACUUGGUCCAGCUGAUCCCCAUCCUGGUAAAAGGGAUGAAGUACUCGGAAAUCGACAUCAUCCUGCUGAAGGGGGAUGUUGAGGAGGACGAGGCUGUCCCUGACAGUGAACAGGACAUCAAGCCACGCUUCCACAAGUCGCGCACGGUGACGCUGCCCCAUGAGGCCGAGCGGCCCGACGGCUCAGAGGACGCUGAGGACGAUGAUGACGACGAUGCUUUGUCCGACUGGAAUCUGAGGAAGUGCUCAGCGGCUGCACUGGAUGUCCUGGCCAACGUCUUCCGGGAGGAACUGCUGCCCCACUUGCUCCCCCUGCUCAAGGACCUCCUCUUCCACCCCGAGUGGGUGGUCAAGGAGUCAGGCAUCCUGGUGCUGGGUGCCAUUGCUGAGGGCUGCAUGCAGGGCAUGGUGCCCUACUUGCCCGAGCUGAUCCCGCACCUCAUCCAGUGCCUGUCGGACAAGAAGGCCCUGGUCCGCUCCAUUGCCUGCUGGACCCUGAGCCGCUAUGCCCACUGGGUGGUCAGCCAGCCCCCCGACAUGCACCUGAAGCCUCUGAUGACGGAGCUGCUCAAGCGAAUCCUGGAUGGCAACAAGAGGGUACAGGAGGCGGCCUGCAGUGCCUUCGCCACCCUGGAGGAAGAGGCCUGCACGGAGCUCGUGCCUUACCUCAGCUACAUCCUAGACACCCUCGUCUUCGCCUUCGGCAAGUACCAGCACAAGAACCUGCUCAUCCUCUAUGACGCCAUCGGCACCCUGGCUGACUCUGUGGGCCACCACCUCAACCAGCCGGAAUACAUCCAGAAGCUGAUGCCUCCGCUGAUUCAGAAGUGGAACGAACUCAAAGAUGAAGACAAGGAUCUCUUCCCCCUGCUGGAGUGCCUGUCAUCCGUGGCCACUGCCCUGCAGAGCGGCUUCCUGCCCUACUGCGAGCCGGUCUACCAGCGCUGUGUCACCCUGGUGCAGAAGACGCUGGCCCAGGCCAUGAUGUAUACCCAGCACCCUGAGCAGUAUGAGGCCCCUGACAAGGACUUCAUGAUUGUGGCACUAGACCUGCUCAGUGGCCUGGCUGAGGGCCUGGGUGGACACGUGGAGCAACUGGUCGCCCGUAGCAACAUCAUGACACUGCUGUUUCAGUGCAUGCAGGACUCGAUGCCUGAGGUCCGGCAGAGCUCCUUCGCCCUCCUGGGAGACCUCACCAAAGCCUGCUUCAUCCACGUCAAGCCCUGUAUCGCUGAGUUCAUGCCCAUCCUGGGCACCAACCUGAACCCCGAGUUCAUCUCUGUCUGCAACAAUGCCACCUGGGCCAUCGGUGAGAUCUGCAUGCAGAUGGGGGCAGAGAUGCAGCCCUAUGUGCAGAUGGUCCUCAACAAUCUGGUGGAGAUCAUCAACCGGCCCAACACGCCCAAGACGCUGCUGGAAAACACAGGUCGCCUGACGAGUCCCUCUGCCAUUCCAGCCAUCACCAUCGGCCGCCUGGGCUACGUGUGCCCGCAGGAGGUGGCCCCCAUGCUGCAGCAGUUCAUCCGGCCUUGGUGCACGUCCCUCAGGAACAUCAGGGACAACGAGGAGAAGGACUCGGCCUUCCGUGGGAUCUGCAUGAUGAUAGGCGUCAACCCUGGGGGCGUCGUGCAGGACUUUAUUUUCUUCUGCGACGCUGUAGCCUCCUGGGUGAGCCCGAAGGAUGACCUUCGGGACAUGUUUUAUAAGAUCCUCCAUGGCUUCAAAGACCAAGUGGGGGAGGAAAACUGGCAGCAGUUCUCGGAGCAGUUCCCGCCACUGCUGAAGGAGAGGCUAGCCGCCUUCUACGGGGUCUAGACGAGCAUCGCGACUGCCAGGUUUCUGUCUGCGUCGUCGUCAGAGGGGUUGCUGGGGAGCGUGCUGCGUCCAGAAGUCGCUGUGCCCUGGUCGAGGGGGGUUAGGGAGGAGUUAGCGGGACCCAAAUCCAGACGCCUUCCCUGUCCAUCUACCUGCCAUGGCUGGCCGGAGGUUGGUCAGAGGGUGGGCAGGUGGGUGGGGCCUCCACGCUCAUCCUAGAAAUGGGAGGGGGGUGGGACUUCCUGGCAGCAAGGACCCCUUGCUCUAAUUGGGGUCACCUCAGGCAGCCUACUUGGGCCAGCCAUGUGGGAGGGAGGCAUCAACACGGCCGACCAAAUCCGGCUUAGGAUGAGGCAAGGGAAAAGCAGGCGGGGAGGGGGGUCCUUGUAGAGAUACGUACACUCACACGUACACACAUGGUUACACGCAUGUGCGGGUGCUGUUGCCAGCCAGGCUGGGCCAGCCGCCCCACCAUUUCCCCGACUGCAUGGAGACAGUAGAAUUAGUGAACCCCUGAGUUAACUCGUAAGGCCUUCCGUGUAACCUGCAUCUAGAGUUUAAGAAGCUUCUGCUGUUUUGCCGGAAUUGGCAGUGAUUAGGGAGGGCUGGGUGGGUUGGGGACCUCCACUGGGACCCUGGGGCGGGGGUGGGGGGAAGAGGAUGGCCACCUUGGGGCCACUCAGUCAGCACGCGCACGCUUUGGACCUGCUCCGCACACUUCUUGCCAGCUCUGUGGCAGCCUCAGCCAGUGUGUCCCCCUUCCUUCUCCCAUACCAGCCAGAAAAGUUGGGACCACCAAAGUGGCCAGGGCUGGCCAGAGGUCACCUUUUUCUCCCUCCCCUGUGCCCCAGUGACUUACGAAGAUGCUGGGCUGGAUGGAACCUUUUCCACUGAAGAGAGCUGGGAGCAGCCAGAGCUGCUGACACCUUCCCCCCGCUAUAAGCAAGUCCGUUUCAAAGGCAGUUCAUUUCUCUGCUUCCAAGAGCACUCUUUCAGGCCUGAGUUUUAACACAAGGGCCAGGGCUAGGGCAUUUAAUUGAUGGUGACAGAAGACAAAGGUUUAGGCUUUGCCAGCCAGAAAGAAAGUGAAGACUUGGAGGAAGGGAAGGGUGGUAUACUCCCUUACCCCCUUCUGGCCCUGGGACUUCUGAUCACAGUUCCCAGCAGGCCCUAAGACCCCACCAGACUAGGGCAGUGAAACUUGUGGGAUUGUUUGGGGAGUCCUUCACAGUGGGAGAGGCUCCCCUAAAGUGGAGGGGUGGUAACUUCCCAUUUGGCCUAGUAACUGAAACCAAGCCUUGCAACCCCUUUACUGGGGUUUUCUUUUCUCUUUUCCCUGCUUUCUAUUUCUUUGGGGGCCUCUCUGCAAUUUGCAAUUUGCUGGGGUGGGGGUUGACUGGAUUCCUGCAUUCUGGGGCCUGCUCCAUCCAUCCCUCUGGGGCCCCGGCAGAGGGCCACUGGUGCACAUUCCAUAAACCCAGCUGGUUCCCCGCUGUGAAACUCCAGCAGGUCUCUGGAAGCCAUUUGUAAAAAAAGAAAAGAAAAAAAAAGUAACCAUUUAGUUUUCUGGUAAUUCCAGUGCUUUGGAGCAUCCUCUGCUGGGUCUUGGGGUGUGUGGAUUGGCUGCCUGAUGGGAUUGGUAACCCCUUCUCCAUCCAAGAUGGGGGGCCUGUUUCUAGUUCUUCUUCUUCUUCUUCUUUUUUUUUUAAAGAAAACUAUUUAAUUUUUUAAUUUAUUUUGGUUGAUUUUUGCACAACGAAGUUUCAGCUUCUCAACCUUUUUCCCCUGCCCAGGGCUGCAGACCUUGACUGGCCUCGAUCUGCAGUCCCUCUCGUUCCCACAUCCCCUCCUUCCCCUCAUCCUUUUCUUCCUGCGGGCUCCAGGGUCUGUCCAUUUGUUACUGUGCUGUGCUGGGGACUGGCGCCAAGGUGGCGUGAGAUUCCACUUGUGUAGAACUUUGUUGAGUAAAGAUCAGUUUCUUGUGAAA